AUGAAUUCACUACUUUUCUUAUGUUUUGUGUUAUCAGUCGGAGGUAGUGAAGCUCAUACGGUCCACUUAUCACAUGCUCAAAAGGAGAAAGCCCAUUUACAUACAGCAGAAUGUAUGAAAGAAAGUGGAGUUAAAUCGGAAGUGUUAGCUGAAGCGAAGAAAGGUGUAUUCGAAGACGACGAGGCGCUAAAGAAAUUCACAUUAUGCUUCUUUAAAAAAUCAGGUAUCAUAUCAGACGAAGGAAAAUUGAAUGUAUCUGAAGCUUUAGCUAAAUUACCAACAGGUGUUGACAAGGUAGCCUCUGAGAAACUUCUAGAAGAAUGCAAAAAGAAAACAGGCAAAGAUCACGCGGAUACCGCCUUUGAAAUUUACAAAUGUUACUACCAUGGCACCAAACAGCAUAUUCUUCUUUGA
Messenger RNA from Papilio polytes (common Mormon), 414 nucleotides. RefSeq names its product B1 protein-like. The coding region runs from base 1 to 414 and encodes 137 amino acids. The record is from RefSeq and is a predicted model, not a curated record. Gene Ontology annotation, molecular function: odorant binding. Gene Ontology annotation, biological process: sensory perception of smell. NCBI's taxonomy places the organism in Eukaryota, Metazoa, Arthropoda, Insecta, Lepidoptera, Papilionidae. The transcript has 2 exons.